CACGGGCAGGCGGCCGCAGAGCAGUCCGGGUCGCGGCUCCAGAAGCACCGAGUUCGAGCCCCGCUCCCGCUCCGCUUUGGUUCUCGCUACCCGGGCCCUUGGGCCUCCCUACGCCAGUCCCCGGCAGUCGCUGCGCAUUACGCUCUCCCUGCCGCCAGAAUGCCGGUAACCGAGAAGGACCUGGCGGAGGACGCGCCGUGGAAGAAGAUCCAGCAGAACACCUUCACGCGUUGGUGCAACGAGCACCUCAAGUGCGUGAACAAACGCAUUGGGAACCUGCAGACCGACCUGAGCGAUGGAUUGCGGCUCAUCGCGCUGCUCGAGGUGCUCAGCCAGAAGCGCAUGUACCGCAAGUACCACCAGCGGCCCACCUUCCGCCAGAUGCAGCUGGAGAACGUGUCCGUGGCGCUCGAGUUUCUGGACCGUGAGAGCAUCAAGCUCGUGUCCAUCGAUAGCAAAGCCAUCGUGGAUGGGAACCUGAAGCUCAUCUUGGGCCUGGUGUGGACACUGAUCCUCCACUACUCCAUCUCCAUGCCCGUGUGGGAGGAUGAAGGGGAUGAUGAUGCCAAGAAGCAGACGCCAAAGCAGAGGCUGCUGGGAUGGAUUCAGAACAAGAUCCCUUACUUGCCCAUCACCAACUUUAACCAGAACUGGCAAGAUGGCAAGGCUCUGGGGGCCUUGGUAGACAGCUGUGCUCCAGGUCUGUGCCCAGACUGGGAAUCGUGGGAUCCACGAAAGCCUGUGGAUAACGCACGGGAAGCUAUGCAGCAAGCAGAUGACUGGCUGGGGGUCCCACAGGUCAUCACUCCUGAAGAAAUUAUUCAUCCAGAUGUGGACGAGCACUCGGUGAUGACUUACCUGUCCCAGUUCCCCAAAGCCAAGCUCAAGCCCGGGGCUCCUCUAAAACCCAAACUCAACCCGAAGAAAGCCAGGGCCUAUGGCCGAGGAAUUGAGCCUACAGGAAACAUGGUGAAGCAGCCAGCCAAGUUCACUGUGGACACCAUAAGUGCUGGGCAAGGAGAGGUGAUGGUGUUUGUUGAGGAUCCCGAAGGGAACAAAGAAGAGGCACAAGUGACCCCCGACAGCGACAAGAACAAGACAUACUCUGUGGAGUAUCUGCCCAAGGUCACCGGGUUGCACAAAGUUACAGUCCUCUUUGCAGGACAGCACAUCUCCAAGAGCCCUUUUGAAGUGAAUGUCGACAAAGCACAGGGAGAUGCCGGUAAAGUUACUGCAAAAGGCCCAGGCUUGGAAGCUGCCGGAAACAUCGCCAAUAAGCCCACCUACUUUGACAUCUACACAGCAGGUGCUGGUGUGGGUGACAUUGGUGUUGAGGUGGAGGAUCCCCAGGGGAAGAACACUGUGGAAUUGCUGGUGGAAGAUAAAGGAAACCAGGUGUAUCGAUGUGUGUACAAACCACUGCAGCCCGGCCCCCAUGUGGUCAAGGUCUCCUUUGCGGGGGACACCAUUCCCAAGAGUCCCUUCGUCGUGCAGGUUGGGGAAGCCUGUAGUCCAAACGCCUGCCGGGCCAGUGGCCGGGGCCUGCAGCCCAAAGGCAUCCGCAUCCGGGAGACUGCAGACUUCAAGGUUGAUACCAAAGCUGCUGGAAGCGGGGAACUUGGUGUCACUGUGAAGGGUCCUAAGGGUCUGGAGGAACUGGUGAAACAGAAAGGCUUUCUGGAUGGAGUCUACGCAUUCGAGUAUUACCCCAGCACCCCAGGGAAAUACAGCAUCGCCAUCACGUGGGGGGGACACCACAUUCCAAAGAGCCCCUUUGAGGUUCAAGUUGGCCCUGAAGCAGGCAUGCAGAAAGUUCGUGCAUGGGGCCCUGGCCUCCACAGCGGGAUUGUCGGGCGGUCGGCGGACUUCGUGGUAGAGUCCAUUGGCUCUGAAGUGGGGUCUCUGGGCUUUGCUAUUGAAGGCCCCUCCCAGGCGAAGAUUGAGUAUGAUGACCAGAAUGAUGGGUCAUGUGAUGUCAAGUACUGGCCCAAGGAACCUGGCGAAUACGCUGUUCACAUCAUGUGUGAUGACGAAGACAUCAAGGACAGCCCAUACAUGGCCUUCAUCCACCCAGCUGCGGGAGACUACAACCCGGAUCUGGUCCAAGCAUACGGGCCAGGUUUGGAGAAAUCUGGGUGCAUUGUCAACAACCUGUGUGAGUUCACCGUGGAUCCUAAGGAUGCUGGAAAAGCUCCCUUAAAGAUAUUUGCUCAGGAUGGGGAAGGCCAGCCCAUUGACAUCCAGAUGAAGAGCCGGAUGGACGGCACGUACGCCUGCUCGUAUACCCCGGUUAAGGCCAUCAAGCACACCAUUGCUGUGGUCUGGGGAGGCGUGAACAUCCCACGCAGCCCAUACAGGGUCAGUAUCGGGCAGGGUAGCCAUCCCCAGAAGGUCAAGGUGUUUGGGCCAGGCGUGGAGCGAAGUGGACUGAAGGCAAAUGAGCCUACUCAUUUCACAGUGGACUGUACUGAGGCUGGGGAAGGUGAUGUCAGCGUUGGCAUUAAAUGUGAUGCCCGUGUGUUAAGUGAGGAUGAGGAAGACGUGGACUUUGACAUUAUUCACAACGCCAACGACACGUUUACGGUCAAAUAUGUGCCUCCUGCCGCCGGGCGAUACACUAUCAAAGUUCUCUUUGCAUCUCAGGAAAUCCCUGCCAGUCCUUUCAGAGUGAAAGUUGACCCUUCCCAUGAUGCCAGCAAAGUGAAGGCAGAAGGCCCGGGGCUCAGCAAAGCAGGUGUGGAAAACGGGAAACCAACCCACUUCACGGUCUACACCAAAGGGGCUGGAAAAGCCCCGCUGAACGUACAGUUCAGUAGCGCCCUUCCUGGAGAUGCCGUGAAGGACUUGGACAUCAUCGACAAUUAUGACUACUCCCACACCGUCAAAUACACACCCACCCAGCAGGGCUGCAUGCAGGUGCUGGUGACGUAUGGCGGCGACCCCAUCCCUAAAAGCCCUUUCACCGUGGGCGUGGCCGCUCCGCUGGAUCUGAGCAAGAUCAGAAUUAAUGGGCUGGAGAACAGAGUCGAAGUUGGGAAGGGUCAAGAGUUCGCCAUCGACACGAAGGGGGCAGGAGGCCAGGGGAAGCUGGAUGUGACGAUCCUGAGCCCCUCGAGGAAGGUUGUGCCUUGUAUGGUGGUGCCCGUGGUGGGCCGGGAGAGCAGCACGGCCAAGUUCAUCCCUCGGGAGGAGGGGCUGUAUGCUGUAGACGUCACCUACGAUGGACACCCCAUGCCUGGGAGCCCCUACACGGUGGAGGCUUCACUGCCACCAGAUCCCACCAAGGUGAAGGCCCAUGGUCCUGGCCUUGAAGGUGGUCUCGUGGGCAAGCCCGCUGAGUUCACCAUCGACACCAAAGGAGCAGGCACUGGAGGUCUGGGCCUCACUGUGGAAGGUCCGUGCGAGGCCAAAAUUGAAUGUUCUGACAAUGGUGAUGGGACCUGCUCCGUCUCUUACCUGCCCACAAAGCCUGGGGAGUACUUUGUCAACAUUCUCUUUGAAGAAGUCCACAUACCUGGUUCUCCCUUCAAAGCCGACAUUGAAAUGCCUUUCGACCCCUCUAAAGUCGUGGCUUCAGGACCAGGUCUCCAGCAUGGGAAGGUGGGCGAAGCCGGGCUUCUAAGUGUUGACUGUUCAGAAGCGGGGCCCGGGGCCCUGGGCCUGGAAGCCAUCUCAGACUCGGGAGCAAAAGCCGAAGUCUGUAUUGAAAACAACAAAGAUGGCACCUACGCAGUGACCUACGUGCCCCUGACUGCCGGCAUGUACACUCUGACCAUGAAGUAUGGCGGUGAGCUGGUGCCCCACUUCCCCGCCAGGGUCAAGGUGGAGCCCGCCGUGGACACCAGCAGGGUCAAAGUCUUUGGGCCAGGAAUAGAAGGAAAAGACGUGUUUCGAGAAGCCACCACCGACUUCACGGUCGAUUCACGGCCCCUGACACAGGUGGGGGGCGACCACAUCAAAGCCCACAUUGCCAACCCCUCAGGGGCCUCUACUGAGUGCUUUGUCACAGACAAUGCUGAUGGGACCUACCAGGUAGAGUACACGCCCUUCGAGAAAGGUCUCCACGUAGUGGAGGUGACAUACGAUGAUGUACCCAUCCCACAUAGUCCCUUCAAAGUGGCUGUAACCGAAGGCUGCCAGCCCUCUCGGGUUCAAGCCCAAGGACCAGGAUUGAAAGAGGCCUUUACCAACAAACCCAAUGUCUUCACCGUGGUUACCAGAGGGGCAGGCAUUGGUGGGCUCGGCAUAACUGUUGAGGGACCGUCAGAGUCGAAGAUCAACUGCAGAGACAACAAAGAUGGAAGCUGUAGUGCUGAGUACAUCCCCUUUGCUCCAGGGGACUAUGACGUUAACAUCACAUAUGGAGGAGCCCACAUCCCUGGUAGUCCCUUCAGAGUUCCCGUGAAGGAUGUCGUGGACCCGAGCAAGGUCAAGGUUGCUGGCCCCGGGCUGGGCUCUGGUGUCCGAGCCCGCAUCUUACAGUCCUUCACAGUGGACAGCAGCAAGGCUGGCCUGGCCCCUCUGGAAGUGAGGGUCCUGGGCCCACGAGCUGAUGAGACGGAUUCCCAGUCAUGGCGCAGCCCCUUGAAAGCCAUUUCAGAGUUCUUUAAAGGUGACCCGAAGGGUGACUUUACGGAGACAGGCCUGGUGGAGCCGGUGAACAUAGUGGACAAUGGGGAUGGCACACAUACAGUGACCUACACCCCAUCCCAGGAGGGGCCUUACAUGGUCUCAGUUAAAUAUGCUGAUGAAGAGAUCCCUCGUAGUCCCUUCAAGGUCAAGGUCCUUCCCACAUACGAUGCCAGCAAAGUGACUGCCAGUGGCCCCGGCCUCAGUUCCUAUGGUGUGCCUGCCAGUCUGCCCGUGGAGUUUGCAAUUGAUGCCAGAGAUGCUGGGGAAGGCCUGCUUGCUGUUCAGAUCACGGACCAAGAGGGAAAACCCAAAAGAGCCAUUGUCCACGACAAUGAGGAUGGCACGUACGCCGUCACCUACAUCCCUGACAAGACUGGACGCUAUAUGAUUGGGGUCACCUAUGGGGGGGAUGACAUCCCAUUGUCCCCCUACCGCAUCCGGGCCACACAGACGGGAGAUGCCAGCAAGUGCCUGGCCACCGGUCCUGGAAUUGCCUCCACCGUGAAAACCGGCGAGGAAGUGGGCUUUGUGGUGGAUGCCAAGACUGCUGGGAAAGGGAAGGUGACCUGCACGGUUCUGACCCCCGACGGCACUGAGGCUGAGGCCGACGUCAUCGAGAAUGAGGAUGGCACCUAUGACAUCUUCUACACGGCCGCCAAGCCGGGCACCUAUGUCAUCUACGUGCGCUUUGGCGGCGUCGAUAUUCCCAACAGCCCCUUCACGGUCAUGGCCACGGAUGGGGAAGUCGAGGCUGUGGAGGAGGCACCGGUAAAUGCAUGUUCCCCCGGAUUCAGGCCCUGGGUGACCGAAGAGGCCUAUGUCCCCGUGAGUGACAUGAACGGCCUGGGGUUCAAGCCUUUCGACUUGGUCAUUCCAUUUGCGGUCAGGAAAGGGGAAAUCACUGGAGAGGUCCACAUGCCUUCUGGGAAGACAGCCACACCUGAGAUUGUGGACAACAAGGACGGCACGGUCACAGUCAGAUAUGCCCCCACUGAGGUCGGGCUGCAUGAGAUGCACAUCAAGUACAUGGGCAGCCACAUCCCUGAAAGCCCGCUCCAGUUCUAUGUGAACUACCCGAACAGUGGGAGCGUUUCUGCAUAUGGUCCAGGCCUGGUGUACGGAGUGGCCAACAAAACGGCCACCUUCACCAUCGUCACCGAGGAUGCAGGAGAAGGUGGCCUAGACUUGGCUAUCGAGGGACCCUCCAAGGCUGAAAUCAGCUGCAUCGACAACAAAGAUGGGACGUGCACAGUGACCUAUUUGCCCACCCUGCCAGGCGACUACAGCAUUCUGGUCAAGUACAACGACAAGCACAUCCCCGGCAGCCCCUUCACAGCCAAGAUCACAGACGACAGCAGACGGUGCUCUCAGGUGAAGCUAGGCUCUGCUGCCGACUUCCUGCUCGACAUCAGCGAGACGGACCUGAGCACCCUGACCGCCAGCAUUAAGGCGCCGUCCGGCCGCGACGAACCCUGUCUCCUCAAGAGGCUUCCCAACAACCACAUCGGCAUCUCCUUCAUCCCCCGGGAGGUGGGCGAACACCUGGUCAGCAUCAAGAAGAACGGCAACCACGUGGCCAACAGCCCCGUGUCCAUCAUGGUGGUCCAGUCCGAGAUCGGUGACGCUCGCAGAGCCAAAGUCUAUGGCCGUGGCCUGUCAGAGGGCCGUACUUUUGAGAUGUCUGAAUUCAUUGUGGACACAAGGGAUGCAGGUUAUGGUGGCAUAUCCUUGGCAGUGGAAGGUCCCAGCAAAGUGGACAUCCAGACAGAGGACCUGGAAGAUGGCACUUGCAAGGUCUCCUACUUCCCCACUGUGCCUGGCGUUUACAUUGUCUCCACCAAGUUCGCUGAUGAGCACGUACCUGUUCACCAUCUCAGGCUGGCCUCCCGUCCUUUGCCCUCACCUUGCUCAGUGGUGUCCACGUACUUGGCUUUACCCUGUACUUUGUUCACUCUCCUAGACAAGUACGCCGUGCGCUUCAUCCCCCAUGAGAAUGGCAUCCACAUGAUCGACGUCAAGUUCAACAGGAGCCACGUGGUUGGAAGCCCCUUCAAAGUGCGCGUCGGGGAGCCCGGACAAGCAGGGAACCCUGCCCUGGUGUCCGCCUAUGGUGCCGGGCUUGAGGGGGGCAUCACAGGUAUCCAGUCUGAAUUUUUCAUCAACACCACCCGAGCAGGGCCAGGGACAUUAUCUGUCACCAUUGAAGGCCCGUCCAAAGUUAAAAUGGAUUGCCAGGAGACCCCAGAAGGGUACAAAGUCAUGUACACCCCCAUGGCUCCUGGAAGCUACCUGAUUGGCGUCAAAUAUGGCGGGCCCAACCACAUUGUGGGCAGUCCAUUCAAGGCCAAGGUGACAGGCCAGCGUCUGGUCAGCCCUGGCUCUGCUAACGAGACCUCGUCCAUUCUGGUGGAGUCCGUGACCAGGUCAUCCACAGAGACCUGCUAUAGUGCCGUCCCCAAGGCAUCCUCAGACGCCAGCAAGGUGACCUCCAAAGGGGCAGGGCUCUCAAAGGCCUUCGUGGGCCAAAAGAGCUCCUUCUUGGUGGACUGCAGCAAGGCUGGUUCCAACAUGCUGCUGAUCGGUGUCCAUGGGCCAACCACCCCCUGCGAAGAGGUCUCCAUGAAGCACGUGGGCAAUCAACAAUACAACGUCACAUAUGUCGUCAAGGAGAAGGGAGAUUACGUUCUGGCCGUGAAGUGGGGAGAGGAACACAUCCCUGGCAGUCCCUUCCAUGUCACGGUGCCUUAAAACAGUUCUCGUCAGAUCCUGGGAGGAGUUCUGGUGGUUGCUUUUGUUGCUUGUUCGUAACUUGUUUUAUACAAAGUUUUCCUCCAGGCUGUUUGUGGGUCUGAAACCCCAUCCCGAAAACAUUGCCGUUCUAAAGUGCCUUGAGAAAUAAGUCCUAGACUUGACUCUUUAGGGACGCGCUGGGGACUCUUAAGAAAUGCAUACUCAUGCAUGAGCUGAGAAGAUUUCCAGGCAUACUCGGUUCAGAUCCGACCUCUUGCUGGCACAGAUCACCCCCUGCAGACAGACCAAGGUCACUCGCAAGACUGACAUUUCUAAAGAAUGAAAUUGGCUAGCCCAUCUGUGAAACGAGACUGGCAGGGAGGGACAGGGCAAAGAGGCGACCUACUUGAGGCUGGCAUUUAGAAGAGGACCAGCAGCCUACCCCAUAAAAGGCUCUUAGGCAGACGCCAUUGUUUCAACACUACUCCUCUCCACACCCCUGCCCGCUCCGUGGCCUUUGUACGCAUCUCAAAGGGAAGCGGCUACAUGGUGGCAGACUGGCCUCCAUGCUUCCUAGUGCCUUUCCCCUCGUUCUGCUGAGUAUUUCCCUGCAAAGUUGUAACGUGCCCAUCUUGGCAGCUACGUUUUGCUUUUGUCUUUAAAGGCCAUUGAAGUCUCUGGGUCUGAGGAAAUUCUGCUGGGGCAAGCAGCCCCCUCCUGCCAAAGAUCCCUUUUUUUUUUUUUAACCAACACGAGCCUUUGUUCUUAACACACACUCCGGCCAUUUGUCAGUCUGAUGAGGCUUGCCAGCACGUGCGAAUGGCCGCAGGUGGGUCACCGUGUCACCGCCCUCAUCUGCAGAGGCCUAUCACCGGGCAGAACACUCCACACCCACCUCCAGUCAGCCGUGGGAUCACUUCUGGCAAAUAACUAUAGAUCGGAAAGAAUGGAACUCCUGCUGACCUUUGGCCUCAAAGGGCGCUGUGGAGGGCGUGGGAGGGACAGCAGCAGCUCCCUGGUGGUCUUCUGUCACUGGGCACAAGUGACAGCUGCAGAGCUGACGGGGGCUCUGUAUACAUUUGGCCCUGACUGCGUCAUCUGAGGCUGUUUGGAAAGCAGUGCGCAGGGCCCAAAUUCCAGAAACGGGGUGUGAGACAUUUUGCACCCCUUUCUGCAGACCUGAGCUGCCUUCAGGAUAAAGUGAAAGCCUUCGGGGCCGCACCCUGACUUCAGGGCCCUGGUGUGCGGUGUGGUCUGGGCCGGCAGACCUUUUUGAUUUGCGGCUCCAUCCUGAGGAAGUGUCACGGGUGCGUCCGUGGGUGGGACCGGGAGCGAGGGGAGGGGACCAUCACCAAGAUGCAGCAGCAGGGGGCAGGUGGUGGCCACAGCCCACCUCUUAGACACCAGAGCAGCCCGAAGCCUAAUGUGAAAGGGCCACAGGUUUUGUAAACUGGGACGUGGAAGCGAAACUGGAAUCAAAUGCCGACUGUAAAUUGUAUCUCAUAACUUAUUAAAUGUUUGCUCCGUCAA
Messenger RNA from Leptonychotes weddellii (Weddell seal), 8892 nucleotides. Lineage: Eukaryota; Metazoa; Chordata; Mammalia; Carnivora; Phocidae. The record is from RefSeq and is a predicted model, not a curated record.